UCUUGACACGAUUAUAUUAUAUGUCGAUUCACUUUAGUGUUUGUGUGAAAGAAAAGCCUCCUCCCACUGGCUGCUAUCACCUAGCUAGUGACCUGUUUUUUUUUUUCUUCUUCAUAUUGAAUUUGACAAAAUUCUUCAAUUUUUUUGUAUUUUAUUUAAAUAUUUAUUUUACUUGUUUAUGGUUACAUUGUCGGGAGCCUAUUAUUAGCUAGCCAGCCAUACAGCCAGGCUAGCUGGCCGAGGUCUUGCGGAUUGAUAGCCCAGCUAGCUAGCAGCGGGUAGCCAAGUACAGGGCAAGGGGCAACUGCUUUUAAUCCCCUAUUUUUACUUGUUAAAGAAGAUGAAGAUAACGGUGGAAUUCGAGGAAUGUCUCAAAGACUCCCCAAGAUUCAGGGCCACGAUAGAGGAGGUGGAAGGGGAUGUCGGGGAACUGGAGUCCAAGCUUGACAAGUUGGUGAAGCUAUGCAUCGGGAUGAUCGAUGCCGGAAAGGCCUACAACACUGCCAAUAAACAGUUUGUCAAUGGAAUCCACGAGCUCGCUGCAAGCUCCACGAAAGAUGAAGUCAUAGAGUCCAGUCUCACAAAGUUUGCAGAGAGUCUGCAGGAAAUGAUCAACUAUCACACGAUUUUGUUUGACCAGGCCCAGCGAUCGAUCAAGACCCAGCUUCUAACUUUUGUCAAAGAGGACCUACGUAAGUUCAAAGAGGCCAAGAAGCAAUUUGACAAGGUGAGCGAGGAGAAGGAUGCGGCGUUGACUAAGAACGCCCAGGCGCCGCGCAACAAGCAGCACGAGGUGGAGGAGGCCACCAACAUCCUGACAGCCACGCGCAAGUGCUUCCGCCACAUCGUCCUCGACUACGUCCUUCAGAUCAAUGUACUACAGUCUAAGAGAAGAUCGGAAAUCCUAAAAUCGAUGCUGUCCUUUAUGUACGCCCACCUGACCUUCUUCCACCAGGGUUACGACCUCUUCAGUGAACUACAACCUCUCAUGAAACAGCUGGGGGGACAGCUGGACCAGCUGGUGGUUGAUGCAGCCAAAGAGAAGAGGGAUAUGGAGCAGAAACACUCCACCAUUCAACAGAAGGCUGCUCUUAAGAAGGUGACAGAGGUUGACCCUUUACCCGAUGGCCGCAGCUUUUGCGCGUGGAGGUCCUCCGACUUCUCGAAUGACGACACCAAGCUGGAGUACAAUGUGGACGCAGACAAUGGCAUCGCGAUGGAGGGCUACCUGUUUAAGAGGGCCAGCAAUGCCUUCAAGACAUGGAACAGGCGCUGGUUCUCCAUUCAAAACAAUCAGUUAGUUUACCAGAAGAAAUUCAAGGAUAAUCCCACAGUGGUGGUGGAGGACUUGCGACUAUGCACAGUCAAACACUGUGAGGAUAUCGAACGCCGCUUCUGCUUCGAAGUGGUGUCCCCCACCAAGAGCUGUAUGAUGCAGGCAGACUCUGAGAAGCUGAGGCAGGCCUGGAUCAAAGCCGUCCAGAACAGCAUCGCCACCGCCUUCAGGGAGCAGGGAGAGGACGCGGAGAAGCUGGACCGGAAGUCUUCCACGUCGACUGGCAGCCUGGACUCGGGCGGCGAGCCCAAAGAAAAGUCACUAAAGGGGGAGAAUGCCCUCCAGAGGGUCAUGGUCAUUGGGGGCAAUGCCUGCUGCUGCGACUGUGGCCAGCCUGACCCCCGCUGGGCCAGCAUCAAUCUGGGCAUCACCCUCUGCAUCCAGUGCUCUGGAAUACACAGGAGUCUUGGGGUCCAUUUCUCUAAGGUGCGCUCACUCACCCUGGACUCAUGGGAACCGGAACUACUCAAGCUGAUGUGUGAGCUGGGGAACGGGGUCAUCAACCAGAUCUACGAGGCUCGUAGAGAGGAACUGGGAGCCAGGAAGCCAAGGCCAGCAGACCCCAGGCAGGAUAUCGAGGCCUACAUCAGGGCCAAGUACGUGGACCGGCAUUUCGUGCGGCGCCUGUCCGACGAGGAGCUGCGCUCCAAGGUGGUGUCCCUGUCGAAGCAGGAGAAGAGGCUGAGCAGCAGUUCAGAGCACCUGCCCCCCCGGCCGCCCCCGCCCACGCCCAAACUACGGCCUGCCUCCAACGCCUCAGGUCAGUCAGCUGCCACCAAGGGCUUGGAGGCCCGCCGUGACUCUCUCUUCUGUCCCGACGAGCUUGACUCGCUCUUCUCCUACUUUGACACCUCCGCCAAGCUCAGGAGCAUAAGAAGUGCAGACAGUGGCAUCCAGAACAGUGCUGAUGGGAGUAGGGAGAUGCUGGCCACCAUCCCCUCCACGAACAGCCUGGCUGAAGCAGAAGCUGCCGAGGCGCCUCCCAUGACUAUGCCUGCCAUCCUGUCCCCUCCGUCGCCCUGUAAGGAGGUGGUGGUGUUCUCGGAGCCCAAGGAGUACUCCCCGGGACUGCAGCUCUACUGGGCCUCGUGUGCCCGCAGCCUGCCUGACAUGGCCGAGGCCCUGGCCCACGGAGCGGAGGUCAACUGGGUCAACACCGACAACGAUAAGAGGACCCCGCUCAUCAUGGCCGUGCAGGGGGGCUCUUUGGUGACGUGUGAGUUCCUGCUCCAAAAUGCGGCCAACGUGAACCAGCAGGACGCCCAGGGCCGAGGACCCCUUCACCACGCCACCAUCCUGGGUCACACCGGUCAAGUGUGUUUAUUCCUGAAAAAAGGAGCCAAUCAGAAAGCGGCAGACAUUGAAGAGAAAACGCCCCUAUCCAUGGCAGUGGACGCUGCCAAUGCAGACAUUGUCACAUUGCUACGAUUGGCCAAAAUGAACGAGGAGAUGCGGGAGGCGGAGGGGCCCUACAUGCAGUCAGGAGAUGAAACCUACCAAGACAUUUUCCAGGACUUUUCCCAGAUGGCUUCAAACGACCCGGAGAAGCUGAACCGCUACCAGCAGUACGACUCGCAACAGAGGCCAUGAGGGAGGGAGGGAGGGAGGGAGGGAGACGCUCCAACUCAGGAGGACCCACUUGGAAGUGUGCGGAUAGGUUAAAUAAUCACUUUGUAUUGGUUGUAAUGGUCUACAAUUUUACCCCUUCGAGUAAAAAAUACAUUUCAA
Molecule: messenger RNA, 3064 nt
Organism: Coregonus clupeaformis (lake whitefish)
Lineage: Eukaryota; Metazoa; Chordata; Actinopteri; Salmoniformes; Salmonidae
Product: arf-GAP with coiled-coil, ANK repeat and PH domain-containing protein 2
Exons: 26
Coding region: 341-2926 (861 amino acids)
Cellular component (GO): cytoplasm
Molecular function (GO): protein binding; GTPase activator activity
Source: RefSeq, a predicted model, not a curated record